This is a messenger RNA of Thunnus maccoyii (southern bluefin tuna), 8224 nucleotides long. It is a transcript of the gene lcorl, whose product is annotated as ligand dependent nuclear receptor corepressor-like. NCBI's taxonomy places the organism in Eukaryota, Metazoa, Chordata, Actinopteri, Scombriformes, Scombridae. The coding region runs from base 55 to 6285 and encodes 2076 amino acids. The record is from RefSeq and is a predicted model, not a curated record. The transcript has 8 exons. Gene Ontology annotation, molecular function: DNA binding. Gene Ontology annotation, biological process: regulation of transcription by RNA polymerase II. Gene Ontology annotation, cellular component: nucleus.
GGGCAGAUUCGCUGAGUUUCUGCAGCCCUGUCCCCCCAGCGGCAGACCGGCGGUAUGACGGCUGUUGUUGCUGCCGCGGUAACCGUCCACAGUCCUGCAGACAGAGGGAGAGAGAGAGGGGGGAAGGACGGCAGAAUGGCGACCGUGCAAUGCUCCAAAUGCACGGCAGAAAGGAAAGGGUUUCGGCGGGAACUUGAUUCUUGGCGACACACACUGAUACACUGCGUUGGGUUUGAAAGCAUUCUGGAGGGAAUCUAUGGCUCAAUGCUGCUGAGAGACCUCAAUUUAUUUGAUGACUGUGAACCCGAAGAGGUGGAUGACUGGUCCCCAGAAGCAACCUGCUCUCACUGUUCAUUCUGCAACCUUCCCCUGGACAAACUCAGUGAUCAAGUACCUGCAGCCACGUCACCCCUCUCCUCCCCCUCUGAUUACUCUCCCUGUCAAGCUCCAACCAUCUCUGAGAGCAGCCAAACAGCGCACAGGUUCCUCCAAGCUGUGUUUCACAAAAAAGAUGUGCCCCUGGGCUGUGAUUCCAACAUCCCUCUGAUUGCCCAGGAGCUGAUGAAAAAGAUGAUACAUCAGUUCGCCAUGGAGUAUGCGUCCAAGUGCCUACUCCACACCAGUACAAAUGGUGUUACAACAAGGACCUCAUCACCUUUGUCAUCAGAUGCCCCUCUAGACCUCACAGUGAGCCGUACCCAGGAGGAGAAAGAGAGGGAACCUGAACCAGAUGGCGUGCUUGACCUCUCCAACAGGCCCUCUGCCUGCUCAGCAACUUCAGCAUCAUCAUCCUCAUCUAAUCACAAAGCCUCAGGCUGCCUGUUGCCAUCAUAUAUAGAAGAAAUGGGAGAUCUGGGACAGCGAGAGAAGUGUCACCAGAACUCUGCAUUGGAUGCUGUUCUGAGCUCGCUCUGCCCAGCACAUCGCUCCUUACUCUACCAGAUCCUGAAGCUGGCACACCAGGAAAAAUUGCCGCCUUUCCUUAAUUGCAGACCUGUGGGUCAAACUGAAUCUCACUGCUGUCACUGUGGUGUGAACCCACAGGAUAAUGUUACCCCUCUCCCAGUCCCAUUUAGUGAAUGUAAAGCCCAUAACAGCAGCUCGUACUACCCUUUAACUGAUUGUGAUCAUCAAGGUCAUGGCAACACAAUGUAUGAUCCGGGAGACUCCAAGUCCAAUUGUAGCAUCCAUCGCUACCCCUUAAAAGACUGUAAAAGUGAAGCCCCUCUGGGCUCAAGCUACUGCUGUAUGCAGAGGUGCAGGAUGGAAACCUACACUGUUUUGUGCCCCAAGAGGCUGCACCGCAUUUCCUGCCAAGGCCUGGCUAUAGAUCAUAUCAACAACAUGGUGUGUUCAUUUGCAUCCCCUCCUUCAUUAUCCAAAUCCCCUUCACUGUGCACUGCCUCUGCUAAUUUAGGCCCUUCCUCAUCAAUCUGCUGUAACCAUCACAACCCCCACCCUUGUCCCUGUUAUUCAAACCAUGCCUGUCUGACACAGGUCAGGAACACAAUAGAAAGAAAGGUUGGAGAUGGGGAUCCUCCUUGUCCUGUUUUGAAGAGAGAGCAGAGUCCCUCUCCACCCCCUCUUUCCCCUAUCCCCUCAGACAUCAGUAAGAAAACUGAUGAAAAACCACCCUCCCUCCUCCACCACAGACAAGAGGAGGAAGCCGACCUAAUGGUUAAAAAUGGCCUCAUUAGUGAAAGCCACCAGGAAGCAGAUGUGGAUACAGCAACAGAAGAGGAGCUAGAGUGUAAGACCCCAAGAACUAGUCAGGCCGAGCAGAACGCAAGUGGGACUUCACUGCAAGAUGUUGUGAAUCGCUUCAGUGAGAAACUGGAGACAAUCAGACCUCUAGAGAAGGACCCACCUCUGGCCUCUACAGCCACUUAUGUGUCUGAAAAGGAGCAGCCACAGUCUCCUUCAACCAGUCAGAAUCUGCAGUUUCAUGCAGAUGCCCAUCUGACUGAAAUCAUCACCACAGUGCUUCACACAGGCAGUGCUAGUGACUAUAAUCUCAGUGAGCUCUUCAAUCGCCAUGAUAGCAAAGAGCCCAAGUCACCUAAUACCCGCUCCCGUCGUCGCCAGGAAGUCCUUGCUGCUAUGGCAACACCCACUGAUGAUGCUUCAACCCGAAGGCAUACCUUACAAAUUAAGCGGGAGCUUGCCAUGUUAGACCAAUCCUACAGUAGGAGAAAGGUGCCACUAGCAAAGAGGGCAAGAUUGAAAGAUGGAAAUAAUGCUACUGUAACUACAUCAAGCACUUCAUCAGACUCAAACCUAGUUAAAGAGGAGUCUAAAAGAGAAAUGGAGUUAGGUGUAGAGAAUAAAAGAGUUGGGGAGGGACCACUGAACUUGCUCUCUACAGACAAUGACAGGGAUGAAGUAAAAGAAGAGAUACAGACUGUUAUAGUUACAGAGGAAGUUCAGAUAAUCAAAGCAGAGGAGAAAGAAAGGGAAAUAUCCAGUGAGGAAAAAGAUCCAACUCUCUCAGGCACUCAAAUACCCACCCCUGAGCUGCAGAGCAAGUAUUGCAACCAAAGUUCAAAGGGUGACGGUGUGCAGUCACAGAGGAUGACAGUGAGUACAACCUCAGUAACAAAGUGUAGCAGACCCUGUAAAAAAGAUGUUAAGGGUAGCAGUGCAGAAAGUCAUAGGAACCAUGAAGACGCCCAAUCGGGUCAAAGCUCUGACAGGGAUAAUAGACCAGGUAAAGAUCGCCAUAGUCCUGUUAGAGAGAGGCAGAAAUGUCAAUCAAACCACUCCAAGAAGGCAAGGAAAUCCGGGAGAAAUAUAGUCCCCCCACAAAGAUUCUCCUCCUAUGUCACAGAACCCAGGAAGAUGUUCUUUGUUGCAUGUUUCUCUGAAAGCAUCUUUAACCAGAGAACACAACAGGACAAGGUUUUAACAUCUAGCACCUUGCCUGCCUUAUCCAAAAAUUCAGAUACUAAAGACACCCAGCUUGAAUCAAUAAGUGAAGCACCUCUGUCCUCACCUGAGCAUACAGGGGAGCUUUCCUUUGAAUCAACACAGAGAGAACAAUGUGGGGCAUCUCAUACAGAGUCAAAAGAUCAAAGCCAGGUCUUCCCACAAACUGCAGCUGCCAAAGAGAAGAGAAAGAAACACUGCUCUGACAAUAGGAUAGAAGGCAGUGACUGUGCUGCCAAGCCUUUUGGAAGGUUACGAUCAUCUCCAAAAAGACCACAGGUCUCGAAGACAGCUUCAAGAAAGCCCAAAAACCCAUCAAAUUUGGGUGUCACCAUUCAGUCUGCUACCAGUGUCGAGAGCCCUCUCAACUCUCUGGUCCAGUACACUAGUCCAAUUAAACUCAUGUUUGUAUCACCGGUAAAGGAUAAGGAAGGAGUCAAAUAUAGUCUCAAAUCAGCAGGCUCUGGAUCUAGUGCACAAGGAGAGGAAUCCUUUGACCCAUGUGAAGAGUCGUCAUGGUCUGGGACACCUGAGAAAAAGAAAAGCCAGAGCACUGCUUCUCCACGUUCAAAAUCUAUUUCUUCACCACUAAAGUCUGCUACCUCACCUGCCAGAUCUGCUUGUUCACCAACCAAGUCUGCUUCUUCAUCGGCCAAGACUGGUUCUUCAUCAGCCAAGUCUGCUUCUUCACCAGCCAAGUCUGCUUCUUCACCAGCCAAGUCUGCUUCUUCAUCAGGCAAGUCUGCUUCUUCAUCAGGCAAGUCUGCUUCUUCAGCCAAGUCUGCCUCUUCAUCAGCCAACUCUGCUUCUUCAUCAGCCAAGUCUGCUUCUUCACCAUCCAAGUCUGCUUCUUCACCAUCCAAGUCUGCUUCUUCGCCAGGCAAGUCUGCUUCUUCGCCAUCCAAGUCAGGUAUUUCACCAGCCAAAUCUGCCUCUUCACCCAAGUCAGUUUCUUCAUCACCUAAAAUAGGUUCCAGGAGAUCAGGCGAUAGUACUCCAACUAAGCGUGUAGCUGGAACUGAGAGCCAGAGAUCAUCAGGUGACUUACUAUCUUUCCAUGAAACCACUCCUCCAAAAAGGCGUCCAGGCCGGCCAAAGAAGCUGGGACCACAGCUGGAGCAAAAAGUGAAGAGGCCAAUUGGUCGACCACGUAAGGAGAAGGCUCUGGAUGCAGAAAUGGGGGCAAAAACAGUAAAUGGAAAAUCUGAUUUAGCAUCUGACACUGAGGAGAAUGUAAACAAGAACCUCAAAAUAACAGUAGUGUAUGGCCGUUCAAGGAGAAACAAACGGAUGGUGUCUGAGAGCUUUGACCAGCUGCAAACAGAAUUCAAUGACGCUUGGCAAGCAGUGGGCUUUAAAAGUGAAUUGGGCAUUUUAAUGCACAACUCUAAGAUCAAUCAAGGUAAUAACAAAACAGUUUCAACAGAAUCAUCAGAGGAGUUAAAUUUUGUCAGCCCUGUGAAAGAGUCUGCCCCACAUUCUAGCAGUAACCUCAAAUGUCAGAAGCGGGAUGAUGGUAUACCCUCAAGGAAACCAGGUAGACCUGCAAAAGUUAAAAUCUCUGGAAUCUCAGUCACAGUAACUACAGUGUCACCCAAGCAACGUAAAAUUCAGAUAAAUAAGGAAAUUAGGCGGUCUCCUGAGACACUUAUGAAUAAGAAAACUCCAAAAUUCAGAUCUGCCAAAGAGCCCUGGACAAUCAGUCGUCAGUCAACGAGCAAAAGAAGUCAAGCAGUGGAAGGAAUAGAAACAAAGGAUGAAAGUGAAGACAAACAGCAGAAUCAGCCUGUAGCAGUGCGUCACUCAAUGAGAGUGAGGAAGCCCUCGAUUUACUUUCUGCAUGCUGUUGCCACCUCCACCUCUAGAUCAUACAGCCACAGUAACGCUCUGCUACGGCGCUCUAAACAACUUCUGCUAAACAAGGCCAGCAAUGAAAGGAAACAGGGAGAGCAACAGGGUAGUGUAGAAACUUCAGGGGAGAAAAGACAGCUCUGUGGACGAGAGAGGAAGAACAUCUCUCAGGACCUGAGUAGAGUGGCAGGGGUGUCUGUAGACUCAAUCUAUACUCCAGAGACACUCAGGUGGUGGGCAGCAUCAGCCGAGGAAAAGAACAUGAACCAGGAGCUUGCCAGACGAAUACGGCUCAUCUCCGACACCUGGGUCCCAGACACUGUGGAGAACCAAGAAGAAAUAGGCCUUAAUUCUAAAUCAGGCACUGACGGCAACAGUUCAUUUACCGGGAAGUCAAAACGUUCGUCUGUGGUUCGAUCGCUGUUCGACUGUUCUCCUAACAAACCAAGGUCCUGUAGCAUGCAGCAGCUUUGUUCCUGGUUCAUGCAGACCACAGAGACACAGUCCUUAGGUAUUGUCAAGAAGGCAAGCUCACGCAAUCCUUAUGAACUUAUGCACUUCCCUCGCACAGCCAACAUAAAAAGUGUUUGUCACAGUCCUCAGGCAGAGCGACUCCGCAAACACAUCAAGAAGUUUGCCAAAACUGUGCCAAAAAGUCCUUUCCAACAUGAACAGGCUCAAAAAAGGUUGAGGAAGAGGAAUAAGGCACCUCUAUCAACACAUAAUAUUCGGCGACAACUUUUCACAGCCAGGUUUGCAGCAGACAGACGCAAUCAAGGAGCCCAGAGAUGGAAAGGCAAAGCAUUCAGAAAAUAUCAGGCUAUGCUGUUUAGGGCAAGGACAAGGUUCCUAACCCGGAAAGAAAGGGAGAGGUGGCGAAAGAGGCAGAGGAAUACGAAAAACAUAAAACUAACCACAAGAAGUUCACAUGGACACAUAGUAACUGGACUAAAACCAAAACGUAAAGUAUUACGCAGAUCAGCAAAAGAUCAGUUAUCCAACUGUUUGGAGAACAGUUCUGCCACCAGUUCUGUCAACCAAACACAGGAGCCUGUGGAUGUACCCAAAGAGCAGAACCUCUGCUCUAAAGCCUGGAGCCCUGAGACACUGAAGGAAUGCCGGGUGUUUCUGAGAAAGAUCAACUCUCCAGACAACGAAUCAGCUGAGGAGGAGUGGGACUCCUGUACUGUGACACUGGAUGAUGGGUCACCUUCUGCAUACAUGUUUGCAGGAAGGGAGAGGGAACUGGUAGGAGUUGUUAAAACUGUGAAAGAAAACAGAAAAAGGAGCAUGACUAGGAGGACUGCCUCUAGAGAGCUGGAAGCUUCUGCACCUAAAUCAGUCCAGGAGCAGGAUGAGACGCCAGUGGUGAGGCAGAAAGGCAAAUAUAAAAGUCCUGGGGUUGUGUCUACUGAACCACCACAACCUCAACCAGCGAAAAUAUUGAGACAAUCGCGAAUGAGGGGCCUAACCGGGCCGAGAUGGUGCGACUUUGUGUUUGAACACUAAAUGAAGCAUGAGGCCUCCUCCUUCCUGGGAAAGGGACUGUGGUUUAACGUGGUGCCUUUGGACAUUGAGCUGACCACAAGGACUGACCAUCCCACUAUGGUUCAGUCUUACCCUCAGCAAUUAUGUAGCAGUCUAACUUAACAAAAGCUUGAUGUUGCACUAUUUUUAUCCAUGGAUAUGUAUGUACAGAAUGUUUGAUUUUUUUUUUUUUUUUUUUUUUUUUUUAAACGUCAAUGCCUUUUACUUUCUGAACAUGUAUAGUAGAUCAACUCAUUACAUCAACCAGAGUUUAAAUGGGAUAUUUGCUCCUACAGCGAGCCCAGUAAAAGUGGCUGUAUUAGAAGGAAAGAUAAAGCUUGACUGCAUAAAGACAGUGCUGUCUGCCCCAAAAACAUACCUCAUUAUCAACCGACCUAUGACACCAGUAAAAAUUUAAACUUUAACCUAAUAUUUUGAGUCAUUGUCUCCACCACUAAAAUGUACAGCUUUAAAAUUUAAAAAAUUUAUAGUCACCAACUUUGGCACUGGUUAAGUUCAAAACUUCUAAUUUAAUAAUUUGUUUUUUUGUAUAUUUUAGGUUUUAAAUUUAAUGACAAACAUUCUCUCAAUCCGAGCCUUGUUUGCAAUAUUUAAUCUUUGAUGCUACAGUCACUGUCACAAGUCAUUAGCCAAAAAACGUGCUUUGAAUGAAGGAUUGUUAUGGAUCAAAAAAGCCACAUCUUUACUCUAAUCAUGAUGAGUGUCGGGCCCCUACCAUAAAAUAUUGUGUUGGAACUAUUUGGCCGUCAGCCUUGACUAAAACCAAAUAUUUUAUGUCAUUAUUUCUCUCCAAACUGAACCACAAUUAGCCCAAACAUACAUGUUCUAAAUGACUACAUAUUUAGCCCCUCAGUAUGUGGAGGUUUAUGUGAAGCGAUGAAGGAAAUGGCAUUAUGCAGUUGUAGAAAGUAGAUCCUGAUUGAUUUUUUGUUGGUUUGUGGGAUCUGUGUUGUUUUGAUUCAGUUACCUUUUAUGCGAUUGUAUGUCUCGUUUUCACCCAAAGCAUAUACUGUAUGUUGGUGUCAGAUCUACUUCUUGCACUAUUCCAUCUGAGAUUAUUAUUCCCACUACACAGAUUCCUCCCCCAUAUUUUUGCACAUCCCAUGUCCCACUACCAACCCCUACUGUAAAACUAGAGAAUCUAUUUGGUGCAAUACAAACCCAGAUGUUUUAUCAGUAUGUAGUAAUUAUUUUAUUGCUGACAGACGAAUGGAUGUACACAAGUACCAAUGGCCUGGGAUGUCACUUCAGUCGUUUCCAUCGCCAUGUAAUGUGAUCUCAAAGGAUAUUGCUAUACAAACUGUCCCCACCCCCUUUCUCCCCCCCACCUGCUUUGUUCCCCUCAGUGAAGCAGAAAAUUAACAGAUUCCUAAUUGUUAUUAUAGCAUUAAAUUGUUUUUAUCAUAAAUGUACUAGCAUUAUUUACUGUUUGAAUGCAGGUGGGAGAUGUGUUGCUGUUUAGAGUUCCUGUUUUUCAAGUUGCAGCAAGAGACGCCUACCUCCACUUGGGCUCAGCUAGGCCUACUGCUCUUUUGCUUAUCGACCGUGUGAUAGACGAGGCCAGAGAGUUGAUCAGUAAACACUAAUCUUGGAUCAAUAUUAUGUUCUCCUGCCUUCUGUUUCGAGGGAAGGUAGAUCCAAGAUGUCUGGCCUGUAGGUCAAUACUUAAACCUGUAGUGUGUAUUGUGUGCCUGACUACCCUUGUAUGUAUGUCACUACGGUUGCCAUUUCAGCACGAGGGAAGUGAGGCGGCCCCGUCUUGCAACAAAUAACCCUCUGUUGAAGAACCUGGUGCUAAACAUCUGUUGUAUAUUUUCUUUAUCAUGUGUUUUUAUACUGUCCUUUACAGAUACAAUAAAAAGGUGUCUGUGAUUGGAACAAUAAAGAUUCUUUUAAAAUA